Messenger RNA from Cucurbita maxima (winter squash), 519 nucleotides. RefSeq lists its product as uncharacterized. The coding region runs from base 1 to 519 and encodes 172 amino acids. The transcript has a single exon. The record is from RefSeq and is a predicted model, not a curated record. Lineage: Eukaryota; Viridiplantae; Streptophyta; Magnoliopsida; Cucurbitales; Cucurbitaceae.
AUGAAUAAGCUGAAGAAGGUGAGGACAAGAGACGAUAUGUGGAUUGUGGAAGAAGAUUACCACACCGGAGUAUCAGCCUCGGUGCCAUUCCAGUGGGAGUCAGAGCCAGGCACUCCCAAGGCCAAUUUCCCUGAAAAUGGGGCCUUCCUCUCUCCUCUCACGCCCCCACCUUCCUAUUUCUCCACUAAUCCCAACUCCCCCCUCGGCCUUAAUUCUUCUAAGCCCUUUCAUAGAGCCAGUUUCCUCAACAAUGUCUUCAGAAAGCUUUCUAUGAAGGCCAGUCUGCAGCCUCGAUCGCCCGGCUCUUUGUUGUCAUCUUCGUCUUCGAGUUCUAGCAGCAGGGAAAGAGGGACACCCGGAAGCCCGAGGAGAUUAUCAUUUGAUUCGAGGGUAGACGAUGACAACGGCAACGAAGAGGAGAAUGUUGAAUCACCUGUUUCUACUUUGUCCUUUGGACAUGGAAAUGAUGAAGGAUGCUACCCAAAGUUGGUUAAGGUAUUUACUAGAGAUUCUAAAUGA